Messenger RNA from Quercus lobata, 462 nucleotides. Its product is annotated as protein MAIN-LIKE 1-like. Bases 1 to 462 code for a protein of 153 amino acids. NCBI's taxonomy places the organism in Eukaryota, Viridiplantae, Streptophyta, Magnoliopsida, Fagales, Fagaceae. Gene Ontology annotation, biological process: meristem maintenance; meristem development. The transcript has a single exon. The record is from RefSeq and is a predicted model, not a curated record.
AUGACGGUGACUCCCUACGACUUCUACCACAUGACCGGCCUUCGCCUCAAAGGGGCCACCAUUAGUUUGGAUGAUGUGUCAGGCAUCCAACUAGGUCUUAACAUGUUAGGGAGGAAGUACUCUACUGAGACCAUCCGCUAUUCUGACUUGGUGUCGGAUUACAUGCUUCUCCCACAAAGGAUUGCGGAGGAGCAUGUCCGUAUGGCUAGGGCUUUCGUUCUUCACUUGUUGGGGGCCUACCUCUUUGCCACUAGUGGGCAAACUGUGUCUUUAAGGUGGCUAACCCUCUUUCAGGACUUUGGAGAGGCACAAAGGGCCAAUUGGGGGCAGGCAUGUCUUGCCUAUCAUUAUUCCACUCUCGACACUCUCACCUGGGGAAUUUUGCGGCAGCUUGUGGGGCUUUGGGAUCUCCUUGAGUUUAGUUCUCUUUUCAUUUCUUGUAUUUCCAUUUGUAGCUUGUAG